CUUGUAGGUACGAGUCGUACGAUAAUCAGGGUAGGGAUGAAAAGACAUAGUGCUACCUUCUCCACUGUAACCUCUGUUAGAGAAACAGCUGUGUAUAAAGUGGACAGUGUCGUUAACUUACUCGUGCAACAGAAGUGCUGCUUUAUCUUCAGCUACAAGGAUCUCCCUGAGGUAAAUGGCACAGUUGCAACUUCACUAAGAAGUUCCGUCAAGAAACAAACUGGUAAACAGGAUUCGUGGCCAGGUGAAAUUACGAUAAACAUAACGUUGUUGAUUUCGUGCGACUGCGGAAAUCCCUGGGACAUGCGGUUUCUUAUAUAAGACAAACACUUGAUAGAAGAUGUUUGGAAGGCUGUCUAAGAGACUGAGAAAAGACUGGAGGAGGGAUGGGAACUGUGUAAUACCCAUUGAACCAGUUGGUAAACGUCAGGUGAUCCAAGAGGAAUCCAUCAGGAAACGCUACGAAAGAGUUGGAGAAAGUUCAUUACGGCUGGAAUAUAAUUUCCCUUUGUUACAAGCUGUUGAUGAACUGAACUAUGAGAAAUGCAAAUCACUGAUCGAGGAGGGUGUCGACAUCAACUGUAGAGACGCCAGGAGUGGUAGCUCAGCUCUUCAUAUAGCAGUAAAGCAUGAUAAUACUCUGAUUCUGCAGCUUCUUUUAGAAAGUGGAGCUGACUGCAAUUUGCAAGAUGAAACAGAGCAAGCUCCCAUUCAUUAUGCAGUUCACAAGAACCAUUUCCAGAACUUCCAGCUGCUGCUUAAUCAUGACAGUUUGGAUAUCAAUAUCAAGAAUAAAGCUGGUGACACACCUCUUCAUAUCGCUGCUAAAGAACAGAGGUACGAGAUGUGUAAGUUAGCCUUGGCACACCCGAAUGUGAAAGUUAAUUACAAAAAUAGAAAAGGAAUGACUCCCUUACAUAUUGCUUCACAAGAAAACUGUGUGGAAAUAAUGCAGCUUCUUUUAGAUUUUGGUGCGGAUUUAAAUAGCAAGGACAACAAUAUAUUUUUGCCACUGCAUUAUGCCGCAGAUAAGGGGUGCAUUGAAGCCUGUGAAGUGUUGCUCUCCUACAGGAACAGUUCUGAUAGAGAGAAACAACUAACAGCUCGCCUAAGAGAUGGAAAGACACCCCUUUUACUUUCAGCCAUGCAUGGUCAUCACAGAUGUUGCAAACUUAUGGAAUCUAAACACAAGUAUUUUAGUGACAAAGGUGGUAACACGGCAUUCCACUAUGCUGUAAUGGGUGGGUUUGAAAAUACAGUGUCCUCAAUUUUAGAAAUGGGUUUUGAUCCAAACGCUAAAAAUAAAAAGGGCAUAGCUCCUGUUCAUUUGGCUUCUGCCAAGAAAAGAACUGCUACCCUCCAAAUCCUGAUUGAAAAUGGAGUCGACUUGCGUAGUAUUGAUAAGCAAGGUAGGACAGUUUUUCAUUUUGCUGCGGAGAAAAACUCUUUAGAAUCCUUAACAAUACUUUUAGAUAAUGCUAACUUGUCUGACUUAAUAAACAAAAUAGAUGACAGUGGUUGUACACCACUGCAUCUUGCUAUUAAGAGGGAUUCUAUAGAAAGUGGAAUGUUGCUGCUUGAAAAAGGUGCUUCAGCUGCAAUUGCAUGUAAUGGAGGAAUGUCUCCUCUUCAUCUGGCAGCUGAUAAAGGAUGCACUAGACUUUGUGAGGUUCUUCUAGCGAGGAAAGACGUCGAUGUCAACCUGGAAAAUGAAUCGAGAGCAACCCCACUCCAUUUGGCCGCACUUCACGGAUCUCUUGAUGUAAUUCAAAUGUUAGUUCGUAAAAAGGCAAAAUUAGCAGCUGUUGAUAAAAAUGGCAGGAAUGCUUUGCAUGUUGCUGCCUCUGUAGGCUCUGUUAAUGCAGUCAAAUUUUUAAUAAAGAAAGGCGUCCCACUGAAAAGUAAGGAUGACACAGGAUCAUGUCCUCUACAUCUGGCUGCAUUUAAAGGGUCUUUGGAAUGCUGCAAAGUUUUGGUCAGCAAUGCUAAAGGAACUUGUUGGGAAAAGGACCACAGUGGAAGUUUGCCAUUAGACAAAGCUUUUAAGGAGUCAAAUCCAACACUGAAUGAAGCCGACAUUACUCAACAUGACAAAGUCUUCCAAUAUCUCUUGUUGAAUAUUUCUUUCAAAGAAGAUAAGGAAAUGACUCAGCACAUACGCAAGUAUAUGGACUUGGCAGUAUUAGAGAAUCGAACGAUUAUUGUUGAUGCUAUUGUGAACAGCGGUUGGUGGUACCAUGCUAUAUCCAGAGAAAAUGGAAAAAGUCUACAUUUCCAAAAACUUAUAGCUGAUUACCCAGAGUUAGCCCUGAAAAUCAUGGAUCACUGCAUUACCAACUCUGAUAGUUCACGUGACGGUGUUACUUAUGAUUUCAGGCUCUUGGAAGAAAAUUACUAUAUUCCAUCAGAUGACGGCUGCGCCACUGAGGGUCCAUUUGAGUCACAAACCCACAAAAUACGACCAGAUGCGCUCGAGUAUACAGAAGAUGAUUUGAAGUGGAAAAGGGAUCACCCUGUUUCAUUUAUGGUAUUGCACCAGCGUCUUUGCAUGCUCGUCCAUCCUCUUAUCAAUAUGUGGCUACUUCACAGGUGGACGUCAUAUAUGUGCGUCAUGGUCUUAGGACAUCUGAUGGUGGAGUUUCUUUUCACCUUAUCCCUUACUCUAUGCAUGGCAGUUAUAGACAACUGGUAUCAUAUGCAAAACAGGUGUAAUAUGACAAAGGAUGAAAUUUGCCGCCUGAAUUAUCAGAACAUGUCAGUCGAAUUAGCAUCACUCCAGGAGAACUUAAUGGACUGUAAUUCUUCUGUGACCUUAAAACGAGGCUGUUGGAUAGCGUUUGCCUUGACAUUAGGAGUGCUACUAGCCAAAGAACUUUACACCUGGUGGAGACUGAAAACUUCAUACUUCUCCUACAUUGAACACAAAAUACGUAUCAUAAGGAUGUUUUUCACCAUGUUUAUUCUGAUAGAGUUUGAGGCCUGUGGAAACAAGCAUAUGGUCUUGCAAGUAUGGAGAUGGCAGUUUGGCAUCAUCGGACUUUUGCUGACUUGGCUGCACUCUCUCAAUACGCUGAACCAAAUACCCAAGUUCUCUAUUUUCAUGCCGGUGACAAGAAGGUUCAUCAAGAGUUUCUUCAUGGUUUUGAUAUACAUAUUUAGUAUUAUGUUUGUGUUUGCUUUCAUUUUUCAUCUUCUUCUAUCAAACCAACCGGCAUUCUCGAGUAUUACUGAAGCUAUGGUAAAAACUACACUGUGGAUGCUGCAAGAUUUAGCCUAUGACAACACUUUCAUAUUUACUGAAAAAUAUCCUCUCCAGUACCCGACACUUAUCAAAUGUUUGUUUCUAGUAUUUGUUACUUUUCUUGGAGGUUUCAUUGCUAAUUUCAUCAUCACCCAACCCUCAAAUCAGUUUGAUAUAUUCAGAGAAAAAGCAUGCUUUCACAGAGCUGAAAAUCGAGUUCAGCUUUUUUUCAAGUAUGAUAUAAUCUUUCCGUAUUUCCGGAGAGUUAAGACAAAGGUUAAAGUAACAGAAAUUGAAGGGAAAAAAAGUCCUCAUGUAGUUUUCAUGAGAAAGUUACUCAUGUUUGAUAAUAAGGAAGACCCAAAACCUAUCUCACAAAUUGAUUUACUCCAGAAAGAUGUAAAAAACCUCAAUGAACAAAUUUCAAGUCUGAUUGCAAUUAAUAACAAGUAUCUUGAAGAAAUGACCGAUCUGAAACAUCAAGUAAGUAUUUUAACGAAAAUUACGAUAAAGUAAAAGAAUAUCUUAAUUAUUUCGAGUGUUUGAUAGUGCGCUUGAUAUUUUAUUCAAGAUUUCAUAGUGGAUGUAACAAUAUCCCAUCUAAAACUUUUCAAAGAUUGCAAAAUUUAUGUAUGUUUCUAGGAUAGAGAACGAUAUAGAGUAGUUGUACAACCCAAAUAAAGAAUAUAUCAAACUAUAAACACACAAAA
Molecule: messenger RNA, 3951 nt
Organism: Macrobrachium nipponense
Lineage: Eukaryota; Metazoa; Arthropoda; Malacostraca; Decapoda; Palaemonidae
Product: ankyrin-1-like
Exons: 10
Coding region: 341-3757 (1138 amino acids)
Molecular function (GO): protein binding
Source: RefSeq, a predicted model, not a curated record